Notolabrus celidotus (New Zealand spotty) is the source of this 3054-nucleotide messenger RNA. RefSeq names its product platelet/endothelial cell adhesion molecule 1 (gene pecam1). Gene Ontology annotation, molecular function: transmembrane signaling receptor activity. NCBI's taxonomy places the organism in Eukaryota, Metazoa, Chordata, Actinopteri, Labriformes, Labridae. The coding region runs from base 467 to 2935 and encodes 822 amino acids. Gene Ontology annotation, biological process: cell surface receptor signaling pathway. The transcript is spliced from 19 exons. The record is from RefSeq and is a predicted model, not a curated record.
UUCACUCUGUGUUUCCUCCCUCUGCUCUUCUCAUGUGAACUCUUUGUCGUGUGUUCCCGCUCUCCCCGUGGCACUCUUGUGUUUUCAGUUUGACCUUUGUUGGAUUUAGUUUUCUUGGACUUGUUGAACUUCUCUCUGGAGAUGGUCGGUGGAAAAACACAAGGUGAAGGACCGGCAGACCUUCGACACAGGACAUCUGUCUCCACCCGGGACCAGGACACACACACAUUUUCCUCCAGUGAUCGAUUGAAGACAACAUCGGUAAUGGCCUUAACAGCUGUGCAAGCAGGGAGGACCCGCUGAUACAGAGGCCUCUCUUUUCCGGGGCUACCCUGCAGCACUCAGUGAAUUAAUCAGGACUCAUGAAGAAAGUAGUGUGUGUCCUCAUUAAACCCGGUGUUUUCCCUCUCAUGCACUGUGCCCAAAGAAGAAAGGACCCCCGUCUGUCCCAGGAGUUAAAGCAGCGAUGAGGAACUUUCAUUUUGUGUCGAUUUUGGAGGCCCCUGUGGACAAAGAGCUUUCUGCAUUUCACCCUCAGAGCAGAGACCCACCAUCACUCAGGAUGGAGCCCGGACCCUCCAGACUGCUGCCUGUGCUUCUCACCGGCUUCCUGAGCCUCUGGCUGUGUGCCAGAGGACAGUCGUCGUACACGAUAGACACUGUGGGACUCACAGUCCUACCUGGCAGCACCGUUCAAAGCGGGACACCAGUGACCUUACGCUGUCAGGUCAGCGUCAGUCAUGACAACAUCCCAGACCUGACGCAUACGUUCCUGAUCACGCGUGAUGACAUCCCCGUUCACACGUCCACCACCACAGAGGACUCAGUGGAGUAUGAGCUGAACCCGGCCAGGGCGGCCGACUCUGGGAGUUAUGAAUGUCGAGUCACCGUGAAGGGCAAGAACAAAGCCAGCUUCAGCCAAAAACUGGACGUCACAGGCCUGCAGACUCCAGUCCUGUACCUGAAUAAGACCAAGCCCUACGAGAAUGAAGAAUUUACGGCCACAUGCAGCGCUCCAGAGGAGAAAGGGCCGCUCUCUUUCCGUUUUUUCCAAAGAUCAAGGGACGGACACUCUAAGAAAAUUAAGCAACCGGCGCCCUCCUGGAACUCCUCAGAGACCAUGUUGGUCCUGAGGGCGGUCGGAGACAGCAUCCUGUACUGUGACUAUGAGAUCAACCUGGUUUCUGAGUCCAGACGCUCCAACAGCAGCAACGAGGUUCAAGUGAUCGUCAGAGGUCUCUACAUUUCCCCGACUGUGAAUGUUCUGCCCUCCUCGACUGUCUACGAGGGGGACAUACUGGAGGUGGUCUGCAGAGUUAAGAGUGAGCUUAAAAACAUUGAAGUUUUCCUGACGAAGGACAGGAAGAUCCUGAUGCAGGCUCCGGUCAGCCUGAGUCACCGCUUCACAGCACAGGAAAGCGACUCUGGGGAGCUCGUGUGCAAGGCCGAGUGGGGCAAUGUCCAAAAGGAGACAUAUCUGUCAAUCACUGUCAAAGAGCUGUUUUCAACGCCGACCCUGACUCUGGAUCCCGUGGAUCUGUUUGAGGGAGAUCGCUUCAAACUGUCCUGCUCCGUCUCCAUUAAUGCUCCUGAGAGGAUCACCAAUCAGAGCGUGAUGUACUCCUUCUACAAAGAUAACUUCAAGCUCACGAGUGGAGAGACGUUCAUUUCUGUGGCACACCCUCAAAAGAACGGGAACUACACGUGUAAAGCCCAGGCCGCUUCUCAUACGCGCAGCUUUGUCAAAGAAAGCAAAAAACUUGUUGUUAAAGCAAAAGUUCCUGUUUCUAAACCGACGCUGAGUGUGGUGGGGGGAACGCUGGUGUUGGGGAAACCCUUCCAGCUGAUCUGUCACAGUGACAAAGGCACCUUACCGAUUGACUUCACCUUGAACGGCCCUAAAAGGCUGCCCGAGGGCAAAGCUGUGAGAAAGCCUGGAGAACAGGCCGUCUUUGACUGUGCAGCCAUCUACAAGCAGACAGACCUCAACAACUUCAUCUGCCACGCCAAGAACAGUCAGAAAAGACCUGCAGAGGUCGGGUUAGGGCAGCAGCUGCUACGCACAACCAACAUCAUAGAGCCGGUCUCAGAUCCUGUGUUGACCAUGCUUCCCAGCAGCGGGGAUGUCUCUGAGGGGCAGGACCUGACUCUCUCCUGCUCCGUGCAGAGAGGCACUCCCCCCGUCAGCUUCACCUGGUAUCACAUCGGAAGAGAGGCCCCCCUCGGUUUCCAGGUCCCCAAGAAACUGGAGGGAUCCUUCAGGAUCAAGAAUGUCAAAGGAGAGGACCGAGGAGGAUACUUCUGUGAGAGCAGCAACCCUGCAAACGAAACCAAACGCAGUCGGACUGUCACGAUCGGAGUGAAGAUGGCCGGCUGGAAGAAAGGUCUAAUCGGAGUGUUCUGCCUCCUGCUCCUUCUCGCCUUGAUCCUCGUUGUGGUCUUCAGGAAACGCCUCAUUCAUUUUAAGAGGAAGAGAACCGCUGAGCUCUCAGUGAAGUCAGCCGGCACCAAAGUGGAGCGGCUGAGCCUCACCCAGGCCGAGGUCAACCAGGCUGCAAACGUGACUCCGGGCAUUAUGGGAAAAAAUGUGUGGAGUGAACGUGAAUCAGUCUCAGAGUCAGAUGACCAGAACAGUGUGACCUCUCCAGAGAAGCAGGAGCCUCGAUACACCGAGGUGCCGACCAGAGAAGAGGAUCCUGAGAAAGCUCCCGUGGAAAAGGUCACAAACACGUUGAACAACGCAGUCCGCAACUCCACACAAGGUGUUCCAGAGCAGACUGACAGUCAGGGGUCAGUGGAGUACGCUCAGCUGAAUCAUGACGCCAAUCAUCACAGCGACCACGCCAACCACGACGAACACAGUGUCCAAGAUGAGCACACAGACGCACCGGACAGCAGCUCUGAGAACACAGACGCCCCGACACCAGACUCUUAGUAUUUAUUCUCUUAUUUAUCAGACUUUGAGCUCAAAGCAGGCAUGUUCUUUUGUAUUUUGUAACACCUCCUCACUGUAAACUCACUCUGAAGCAGGAAUAAAAUAUUUUUGUGAAGUGA